AUGGACAAGGCCAAGCCCAAGAUACAUAAUAGUGGUCCAAGGCGCACUAUUGAGGAGCUGCGGAGAGCGUUAUUUGCAUGGCGUAAAAAGCAACCCCCUGGGCAUGUCGAUAUUGUUCGUGAGCUGCCCACAAUGCCACUGUCCAAGCUUUCAGCCGUUAUACACAAAACCCUUUGCGGAGAGGGAAUGACAGAUUCGAUGUUCGCCGAGUCGAAACGCUUCUGCUUCGACAUCAAAGCAGACUACCUAGCAGUCUUCCUUAGAGACUUAGUAGUCGAUUUUCAUGGCGGCCCAGAAGCUGUACAAAGAGUAUCGAAGUUGAGUCAGAGAGUGAAGCUUGUCCAGGGGGACACAAAAAGCUUUACUUGCUUCAAAAGACUACCGGCGGAGCUGCGUGCCAAAAUCUGGAAGCUGGCAGUUCCAGGCCCUCGGCUGAUCAAUGUACAUACGAGGUGUGAUAGGCCGCGCGGGAGUGAGUGUCGGGAACGCAAUGACACCUAUUGCACUCAUGACUGGUGUCACAACUAUAACGGCUUCAAUGGAAAAUUCAGAGACGAUAAUGACUGGUUCACACUUACAAAAGAGAGCAACUAUAGACUUGCCUCGCUUGCAAGAACUUGCGUCGAAUCUAAUGAGGAGAUCAAUCGCAUAUAUUCCAAGAUGUUUAUCGUUGAGUUCAAAAGUGGUGUGCACCAGGACUCUGUCAUUUAUGUCGACCCAGCGAGGGACGUAUACUUUCUCCCGUGCAAUAGGACCAUGAUGGCACUCGACGAGAAAACGCUUGGAGUUAUAUCCAAGUUCAGAUCCUGCGCAAUAUGGCGGCCAAAAAGAGGUUCGUCACAUCUAAUUAUAGAGAAUCAAAGAUCUUGGUUUAGCCAAUCCGAGCGGUGUAAUCUGAACAAGAUCAUUGUUGUCGCGGAGGCCCAAUAUCUCCACGAACGCAUUCAGCUUCCAACAAUCAGAUCUCAAUAUUCACGGUUCAUGGAAUUGAGAAUCAUGAGAGCACGGGAUGCACAUCUACGGAAUGCCUGGACACCUAGCAAAGCCACUCCUUUGCUCAAUGUAUUGCGCCGCCCUCGAAAUUGUUCGACACAUGCCCCGACGAAAACAAGAAGAUUUGUACCAGUCGAUUUGGAUCUGGAUGUGGAGGGACCAAUAUCGAAUCGAGGGUCCAACGAUUUACCUCUCAAACACUGUCAUCCUAGGGCAAAGAUCUUCGAGUCUUGGUGGCGAACUUCUCAAAGGCCGGACUUUCGCCAUAUUCGCAACCUUGAGUUGACCUAUGUUCAUGCAUCUGAGAAACGGACUCUGUCAGAAGCAAACGCGUUCAUAGACCUUCACUUAUUGCUAGCGAUGCUGUACUGCUAUCGGGAGGCUAUCGAGCGUGAAGGGGAUGGUCUCUUCGCAGCCGUGAACUUUCCUUCGAAUUAUAACUGGGGCGCUGUAAAAAGUGCGAGGGAGAGUCGCUUCAGAAAAGAACUUAAGAAGCAGGAUACAGAGGACGAAGAUGUUUAG
Messenger RNA from Glarea lozoyensis ATCC 20868, 1515 nucleotides. RefSeq lists its product as uncharacterized. The transcript has a single exon. Lineage: Eukaryota; Fungi; Ascomycota; Leotiomycetes; Helotiales; Helotiaceae. Bases 1 to 1515 code for a protein of 504 amino acids. The record is from RefSeq and is a predicted model, not a curated record.